Molecule: messenger RNA, 4670 nt
Organism: Homarus americanus (American lobster)
Lineage: Eukaryota; Metazoa; Arthropoda; Malacostraca; Decapoda; Nephropidae
Gene: Nup188
Product: nucleoporin NUP188-like
Biological process (GO): protein import into nucleus; RNA export from nucleus
Cellular component (GO): nuclear pore inner ring
Molecular function (GO): structural constituent of nuclear pore
Source: RefSeq, a predicted model, not a curated record
AGUGUCACAGGUGACCCGACCCCCUGGAGCACUGGUAGCAGCACUGCUGGAGUUCCUGGCAGAGGUUGCCACUCAGGAUGCAAAACAGGUGUGGGCAGAACUUGAAGGCAGCCCACUACUGCCCUUCUUAGCUUCUUCACAGAAUACAGUUGGAGUCAAGAGAGGCAAGGGGGACCCAUUCCUCGGAUAUCGUGCAGGAGGCCUCCGUGCCUUGGUCUGUGGAGAGGAAGCAGCCAUGGGCAAAUAUCCCAUACUCUGUUCUUAUACUCGCUUACUAACUGCAGCCAUCAAGGGAGGUGUUAGCAGUGGUUGUGUAAGGGGUGGCGUUGUAUUUAUGGCCAGAGAGGUAACAGGAGCUCUGCUGCGCUGGUGUUACAGCAACCAGGAGGAGAGGGAGAUUGUGCUUGACCACUGCCUAGCCCUUCUACACCAUACACUGGAAGCUUCCAAGAUGGACACCAGUGUUCGUGAUCUAGUAGUGAGGCAGCUUGUAGACAGAAGCAGUGCUGGUCAGACACUGCUGUCAGUGGUUGUGAGUGGGGCAAGUUUAGAGUCGGCAUUAAACCACCCAACACACUCCCCCAUAUCUACCCACGCUCACAGACUCACACGUACGGCCCAGAUGGCUCUUUCCAUUCUCCACAGGUUAGUAGGUGAAGACAGCAGUAUGGGAGGCCUAAGUCAGCUUCUUCGUGCUGCACCGUCCCUGGGAGUGACGCUGGGUGGUGGAGGACGCUCACUUGGCAGUAGCAGUCCUCCACACUUGGCGUUAACUGUGGCUCUAUAUGCCCAUCAGCGGCUCAACCCUCGACUCUCCUACUUGGCUCUUCGCACUCUUACACGGUUUGCCCAGAAACUUGAUGUACCUUUGGUGGCAUGUUUUGGAAGUGAAGCCGAUGGGAUUCGAGAUGCACUCUUACGACGCUUAGACUCGGCAACAGAAGAUGUACGAGUGAAGGUCGCUCUGUUACGUCUCUUAACGGCUUCUACAACCCGCCAGCAGGGUCUUACAAAUGCUUUCCUCACCCCACCUGAAAAACUACUGGACCCUCUUACUUCUCUUGCAAAUCCAUCAACAAGAAAUGAAUCUGGACGAGAACUUGCCUUGGCAGUAGUAGAACUUUUGGAUGCCUUAUGGAGUGAGAAAUACACUACAGCCACAGUAUACCUCCAAGAUAAAGAAGAUUUCUGGAAGGCUUUGAUUCAUCCCAUCACCACUGGUAAGCCAGGUGAAGUUAGUGACGCUGUAGUGGGUCACUCCCUCAAAGUCGUUGCUCGACAAGUGUUCUCCAGUAAUACUAAACCCUCGGCUUCACUCAGAUCAGCCAUGGAUCAGCUGUGUAAUCCUGAUACAGGUGCCAUCUGUCAGUGGUCUAAGCACAUUGUAAUGAGCCUUGAAAGUGGAUCCAGCUCCAACAAAGAUGUGAGUGAGUUAUUGUUACCAGCAUGGCGUGACUUCGUGGUGGUGCUAGUGGCCCGAGCCAAGUCUUGGCUGAGCAGUGACCAGAAGGUGAACCUGGCAAGUGAUAUACUUCAUGCCUUGCUGCACCAGCUUGAACUGGAUACAGUAGAUGAAACAUUAACCAUCCUAUUGGCUGAACUAUACUUGUCUCUGGUUAAACAUUGUGGAAAGCAGUUAGCAGAGAAGGCAGACAUAUAUAUCAGAAUAGGGAAGCUGUUAGUGAUGGUGCAAGAGGCUGUUAUGUCUACACCAACUCACUGUCAACUCUUGAUCUUGGGUGCUGCACUAAGGAUGGUUACUCUCACUGAGGUCUCUCACCAGUCACAAGGUCAAGUUUUGUCAUUACUGAGCCCAGUGGUGGGUCUUAUACAGCAGCACGGUAGGCUGGCUGGCUCAGAGGGUCACAGUUGUACCUCUGCAUCCACCCUGGGUGUUGCUACAUCCCUCCUACAUCAGUGUCUCUUGCGCUGUCCUGUUGACACCGCCCAGCUGCACCUCACUCACUCAAAUGUCAUACCUGCACUUCUAAAUGCCACCGAGAUCUACAUGAAGAUUGGUGAAGAAGAAGUAGUUGGGGAGUUGCUACGCCUUCUGGCCACACUGUCUCGCAUCUCUCAACUGUCCGAGGAAUUUUGCUCUCAGUCAAUAUCAUCAACACUUGUCAUACCACCAUCAAAAACUGAUCUGCUUAGUGAAGUUGUUUGGGGUGUUGUAUGGGGUGUGCACCAUGAGGGUGUAGGAGGUGUGGAAGGCAGUGUGAAUGUGGCUGCUGUCCACCUGUCAGCACUGUGUGGGUCCCUGGCAGCUCCUCAUCGACAGCCGGGUCUUGCCCUAGCAACAGCUGCCCUCGUAACAGCACUUGCUCCUCAUGCCUCGCUGUGGAUUGUUCUGCACCCAGCAUCACACUCUCAGCUGACAGCGGCCACUACACGAUGUAUCAACUUAACUACACACUUGCUCUGCACGCCCAGGGUAGUACAGAUGGAGCUGAGUGGUGAGAGGACCAGUAGUAGCGUUACAUCUGAUUCUUCUGCUACAACAACAACUAUUUCUCCCAACACAACUGCUGUCCUCGACCAAAUGUUGAAAGUACUGUGCGCAUGUCUUGGUGCCAUCCGGUCUUUAGGUCCUGAUUUAACUGACCUUUUGUGUGGGCCGGGCAUAGAUGUGGCAGCUUGGACCCUUUUCUUCCAUCCAUCUUUCCGUCCAGUGUCUGCUCAUGACCCAAGUGCUCAGCCUAGUUUGGCUUCUCUGACAUCUGUUCUUGAUCUCUAUGAUAGUCAUGCAUCCAAGGAAAGUCGUGGAGUAUCACCAUGUCGUGGCGGUGCGCCAGAAGUUGGCUUAAGUGUGAGAGUAUUAGCCACUUCUGCAGAACAAGCCUUGUUGCUGCUUCUAACACAGUCUACCUUGGCACUAAUGAGUGCUGAAACUUCUCCACGUGAUGCUCUACGUGUUCGCCAUGGACUGGCUGAUGAGAUGAAUUCAUUCUUCAUGAGAUGGUUGGGUCGACGACCAGCAGUUUCACCUCUACCAUCAACCAGCACAGCUGUGCCUGGAGUCAGCAGUUCGGUUCAUAUUGAUUUAACAUACUUACGCCUUGCCCAGCAACUUGUAGGAAGAUUGUGUGCCACUAAAUGAUAGUAAGUUAUAAAUAUGCUGUAGUAAAUACUGUAAGAAGAGCAUACCAAUAUCAUAGUAUUGAGGAAUUUGUCAUCCUUUUGUGAUAGAUGGUGUACUAAUCCAAUACUGUACACUUAUAUACCACAACAGAAGAAAUAAGUUUUCAGUGAAAUGUACAGUACUGUGAUUCUGGAGUUAUAGGAAUAUGGUUAAUAUUCUCUAUGCUGGAAACUAAAGAUGUGUGAAGGCCUUGUGAAUACAGUGCUCACCUCCUGUUCCUUGGGUUGCUGGUUUGUGGCCAUGUUACUCCCAGGUCACCCAGUUGUAAUGGUCACCUAACUUUACAGUUGGGAAGUGAAAGUCAAGUGCAUUGCUAGUAAUGUUGCCUUCAUAGUGUACUAAAGCUUGGGAGACAGUGUGUUGUGUCUAGAUUGACCCAGAUAUAUUGGGCAUAAUAGAAAGGACAGUUAUAAUAUUUGAUUGUACCAUUCAGACUUUAAGUGAUUAUUGUUUAUACUGUACCACCAUUAAAAAAAAAUAAUAAUAUAUUUAUAUGAACAUCUUUAUCUUGUCUUUCAUGUACAGCAGCUAAAACAACUAUCUGUAUAUACUUUGUGGGAAACAAUACGAAACCAUGGACGAUAAAUUUCGGUAUGUGAAGGCUGUCACUAGUGAUGCGUAAAAUUUCGGAGCAUAUCGACUCCCACCUGCACAGAUAGUUGUUUUAGCUACUGUACAUGCAUAAUUGUAUAAUGUCUUUUCAAAUGGGAAUCAGGAGCACAGUGUCAAGUCAGUAUAAUAUCUCCUCGCCUAAUUGGUAUCAGUUUGAGUCCUGCUGCUGGCCAAUGAAUAGGGUGCCUCAGUUGAACUAUUAUAAGAAAUGGUGCUGUACCUAACUACAAUUGGGGAAAUUCAAGGCAGUAGAGUGCAGUGCCAACCACACUGUCUCCUUAGUCUGCAGUAUUCACACUGCCUGUAACAGGCAGGCAGGCAGGUCCAUAGGAUCCAUUUUAAAGUUUUGGAAAGAUAAGCAUUUUGAUAUACAAUAGUGCUACAAAGGAUCGAGAUUACUGGUAUAUUGAGUAUAGGAUGAAAAUCAUGGAACAUUUUAAUAUUUUUUUUAUUGCUCAUCCUGUUUCAUACUUUUGAAGGAUACAGUACUCUAGUACUCCAAACCCAUUUUUGGUGAUGUAUACUACUGUAUUUAUGUGUACAGUAAAAAACCCAUAAUUUCAAAUAUGAGUGACACCUUCUCCUGUGGGAAAAAUACAACAGUACUUUUACAUUAUCUGUCCCAGUCAAAAUUAAUAAGUUUCCGAGUACUCCGGUACUAGAUUUAGGGUUAUCAGACAAAAUGGCUCAAACACUUGGCAAUGAUGGAAAAACAAGUGGGAAAAAGCUUGUGUGAUAGACCAUAAAUGUGUACACACACACACACACAUGCACGUAUAUAUAUAUAUUUGUUGGGUAUGAAAUAUGAGUUUUUUUUACUGUAAAUGCCUUGUUCUGAGAGUUUAAGUGAUACUGUACACAUUUUGUAUUGGUUAGAAAAUACAGUAAAGAUUUUUUUAAAUAUGUUUUUAAAGAA